This is a messenger RNA of Meriones unguiculatus (Mongolian gerbil), 3573 nucleotides long. It is a transcript of the gene Stat1, whose product is annotated as signal transducer and activator of transcription 1. Gene Ontology annotation, molecular function: RNA polymerase II cis-regulatory region sequence-specific DNA binding; DNA-binding transcription factor activity, RNA polymerase II-specific. NCBI's taxonomy places the organism in Eukaryota, Metazoa, Chordata, Mammalia, Rodentia, Muridae. The coding region runs from base 270 to 2759 and encodes 829 amino acids. Gene Ontology annotation, biological process: regulation of cell population proliferation; cell surface receptor signaling pathway via JAK-STAT; defense response. The record is from RefSeq and is a predicted model, not a curated record. The transcript is spliced from 26 exons.
CGUCCUGCGCCUUUUCUCCUGCCCGGCGCUUUCGUUUCUCCAGCACAGAGUCUGUCGAGGCGCUCAGGGACUUCGCGGACCGCGCCCCUCAGGCCGCCUUGGGACGCAGCGGAGCCUCGCAGGGAGCGCUGCCCGGACGCCGGCGCCUGCGUGCAGCGAUCCUGUCAUCCCCUGAGCCUCCGCCUCGCCGCGCGUACAGCCGGCACCUAACUUGCUGACUGGUGGCAGCUUGUGUUGAACCCCGGCCUGUGCCCGGAGAUAGCCCAGGGAUGUCUCAGUGGUACGAGCUUCAGCAGCUGGACUCCAAGUUCCUGGAGCAAGUCCACCAGCUGUAUGAUGACAGCUUUCCCAUGGAGAUCAGACAGUACCUGGCCCAGUGGCUAGAGAAGCAAGACUGGGAGCAUGCAGCCUGUGACGUCUCAUUUGCCACCAUCCGCUUCCAUGACCUCCUCUCUCAGCUGGAUGAUCAGUACAGCCGCUUUUCUCUGGAGAAUAACUUCUUGUUGCAGCACAACAUAAGGAAAAGCAAGCGUAAUCUUCAGGAUAACUUCCAAGAAGAUCCUGUGCAGAUGUCCAUGAUAAUCUGUAACUGUCUGAAGGAAGAGAGGAAGAUUUUGGAAAAUGCACAAAGAUUUAAUCAGGCACAGGAGGGGAAUAUUCAGAACACUGUGAUGCUAGAUAAGCAGAAGGAGCUGGACUGUAAAGUCAGAAAUGUGAAGGACCAAGUCAUGUGCAUAGAGCAGGAAAUCAAGACCCUAGAAGAUUUACAAGAUGAAUAUGACUUUAAAUGCAAAACCUCACAGAACAGAGAAAGUGAAGCCAAUGGUGUGGCGAAGAAUGACCAAAAGCAGGAACAGCUGCUGCUCCAUAAGAUGUUUUUAAUGCUUGACAAUAAGAGAAAGGAGAUAAUUCACAAAAUAAGAGAGUUGUUGAAUGCCAUCGAGCUCACUCAGAAUACCCUGAUCAAUGAUGAGUUAGUGGAGUGGAAGCGAAGACAGCAGAGUGCCUGUAUCGGGGGACCGCCCAACGCCUGCCUCGAUCAGCUGCAAAGCUGGUUCACCAUUGUUGCAGAGAGUCUGCAGCAGGUUCGUCAGCAGCUUAAAAAGCUGGAGGAGCUGGAGCAGAAAUUCACCUAUGAACAGGAUCCUGUAACAAAAAACAAGCAGGUGUUAUGGGAUCGCUGCUUCGUCCUCUUCCAGCAGCUCAUUCAGAGCUCCUUCGUGGUAGAACGACAGCCAUGCAUGCCAACUCAUCCUCAGAGACCACUGGUCUUGAAGACUGGGGUACAGUUCACUGUGAAGUUGAGACUGUUGGUGAAAUUGCAAGAGCUGAAUUAUAAUCUGAAAGUGAAAGUUUCAUUUGAUAAAGAUGUAAACGAGAAAAACACAGUGAAAGGAUUUCGGAAGUUCAACAUUUUGGGUACGCACACAAAAGUGAUGAACAUGGAAGAGUCUACCAACGGAAGUUUGGCAGCUGAGUUCCGACACCUGCAACUGAAGGAACAGAAGAACGCUGGCAACAGAACUAAUGAGGGGCCUCUCAUUGUCACUGAGGAACUUCACUCUCUUAGCUUUGAAACCCAGUUGUGCCAGCCAGGCCUGGUAAUUGACCUUGAGACAACCUCUCUGCCUGUCGUGGUGAUCUCCAAUGUUAGCCAGCUCCCCAGUGGCUGGGCUUCUAUCCUGUGGUACAACAUGCUGGUGACAGAGCCCAGGAAUCUCUCCUUCUUCCUGAACCCGCCAUGUGCGAGGUGGUCCCAGCUCUCAGAGGUGCUGAGCUGGCAGUUUUCAUCAGUCACCAAGAGAGGUCUCAACGCAGACCAGCUGAGCAUGCUGGGAGAGAAGCUUCUGGGUCCCAGUGCUAGCCCUGACGGUCUUAUUCCAUGGACGAGGUUUUGUAAGGAAAAUAUUAAUGAUAAAAACUUUUCCUUCUGGCCUUGGAUUGACACCAUCCUAGAACUGAUUAAGAAGCACCUGCUCUGCCUCUGGAAUGAUGGGUGCAUCAUGGGCUUUAUCAGCAAGGAGCGAGAACGUGCUCUGCUCAAGGACCAGCAGCCGGGGACCUUCCUGCUUCGGUUCAGCGAGAGCUCCCGGGAAGGAGCCAUCACGUUCACGUGGGUGGAGCGGUCUCAAAACGGAGGUGAACCUGACUUCCACGCCGUUGAACCCUACACGAAGAAAGAACUUUCAGCUGUUACUUUCCCAGAUAUUAUUCGCAAUUACAAAGUCAUGGCUGCUGAGAACAUACCAGAGAAUCCCCUGAAGUAUCUGUAUCCCAAUAUUGACAAAGACCACGCCUUUGGAAAAUAUUACUCCAGGCCAAAGGAAGCACCAGAGCCCAUGGAGCUCGACGACCCUAAGCGAACUGGAUACAUCAAGACUGAGUUGAUAUCUGUGUCUGAAGUCCAUCCUUCCAGACUUCAGACCACAGACAACCUGCUUCCCAUGUCUCCAGAGGAGUUCGAUGAGAUGUCCCGGAUAGUGGGCUCCGAAUUUGACAGUAUGAAAAUCGCCUGGCCAUCACCACUGGCACUGUUGAUGGGGUCACUUACAGGGCACUUCCUGUGCACCAGGCAGGCUCUGUUGGCACCUACUGAGGCGAAGGCAGCAUUGGGUGAGGAGCCUGUGACUGGAAUUUGGCAUGCAGAGUUCCAGCUGUCAUCACCAUUGUUCUCUGUGACCUGGAAAAACGAAGCUGCCAGUUCCUCCGUUUGUGCAGAGAGCACUGCUCUAAUAUGCUGGAAGAUGAGCGCAGUAUAAACACGAAUUUCUGUCUUCUCUGGCGACAUUUUUUCUUCUCAUCUGUGAUUCCUUCCUGCUCCUGUUCCUUCAUGCUGUAUUUCUAGGGAAAUGCAAGAAAGCACAACACACUCAUUGAUAGCAAGUGGCUCUCUAAAUAGAAACCCGUUACUCUGAAGGACUUCAAGCAUCUUACUGAAGGUGAAACAGAAAGUCACUUAUGCAAACUGAAUUUUGUAAACAAAAAAACCAGAGAUCCACCCAAGGCAUGAGAACUAGAAUUGUCAUUCUAGUGUUUUGGGAAAGGUAGGAGUAUAGUUACUUCUAGUAAAUGCUGUAUAGUCAGUGGCCGAGUGCUACACAUCACUGGAAAGAGGCACAGUUAUGUGGGACCUUGUUGAUGUAGGACUCUUUCUGUCCUGGAAGAUAUUGGCUGAUAUUGGCAUAUUGACAUGUCCCCUCUCCUUUAUGGCUGGAAGUCUUCCACUGUUUUACCCACGGCAAAGUUUAAAGUCAGCUUUACACACAGAUGCAUACAUAGUGGACUAGAUAUCUAGUGGACUCUAGUGGACACCCUUCAUCUGGAUGGGAGGAAACAGUUGUGUUCCUUAUUACCUCUUCUGCAUUGGCCAUGUAAAACUAAAAGCACAGUUGCUCUCUUCAGAGACUUAGCUUUCUUGUCAGUUAUGGAUAAAUGAAACUAAACACCAGUAGAAGAAAGAACAUUUUUCAAAUAUUUCACAAGUAGUUUCUGUUUGGUCUAUAUUCCACCAAGCUAAAUGUUUUUUGCUGUCAUUUUGGUCACUGGUUGAAUAAAAUUAUCUUUGCACAUCCA